AUGGAGGCUAAACCAUCUGGUCUGCAGCCUUUAAGACCAGUGGCUACUCAGCAUCCCUUGGAGGUUGUCUAUAGCAGUAAUUAUAAAUUUCUUCUUAAUGAGCCAAAUAAGUGUCAGCAGAGGACUCCUUUCUUGGUCUUGUUGGUGAUAAGUGAGCCCAGCGAUGUUGCCAAACGGAAAGUCAUUCGGCAGACAUGGGGCAAUGAGAAUUUGGUGCCGGGUGUCUCCAUCCUUCGCCUUUUUCUGACUGGUGUCCACCCAGUAUUUGGACUCCCUCUCCAGAACCUUUUGGCAGAGGAGAGUUCCCUCUACAGAGACAUCAUUCAGCAGGAUUUCCUGGACUCCUACAACAACCUUACCCUGAAAACUCUGAUGGGCAUGGAGUGGAUAAGCAAGUUCUGUCCCAAUGCCACCUAUGUGAUGAAGGCAGACAGUGAUAUCUUCCUCAAUGUGGACUACAUGGUGUCACAGCUCCUGCAGCCCCACCUACCUGCCAAGAAGGAUUACAUGACAGGGUACAUCUACAGGAACACAGGGCCAAUGCGCAACAAGGCAUAUAAAUGGUAUGUACCACGGGAAGUGUAUCCCAAUGACACCUAUCCACCCUAUUGUGGAGGCCCUGGGUAUGUGCUGUCUGGAGAUCUGGCCAUGAAGAUAUACCAGGUGGCUCAGACCAUAAAGGUCAUCAACAUGGAAGAUUCCUUCAUGGGGAUCUGUCUGCAUUACCUGGGCAUUAGUGUGACAGACAGCCCCUGGGGCCUCUUCAACAUGUAUAAAAAAGACUAUGAGAAGUGCACAUUUUCCAGGCUAGUGGUUGUACAUCACUUUGGGCCUCAGGAGUUACUGAAGAUUUGGCCUGACUUUCAGAAUCAGAACAAGACCUGCAACAGCUAA
Messenger RNA from Hemicordylus capensis (graceful crag lizard), 894 nucleotides. Its product is annotated as beta-1,3-galactosyltransferase 2-like. NCBI's taxonomy places the organism in Eukaryota, Metazoa, Chordata, Lepidosauria, Squamata, Cordylidae. Gene Ontology annotation, cellular component: membrane. The transcript has a single exon. The record is from RefSeq and is a predicted model, not a curated record. Bases 1 to 894 code for a protein of 297 amino acids. Gene Ontology annotation, molecular function: N-acetyl-beta-D-glucosaminide beta-(1,3)-galactosyltransferase activity.